CAUUCACUCCUUUCCUUCCUUCUCUUCUCUUUUCCUCCUCCUAGCAAAACCCAGAAAGCCACCAACCAACAUUUCCCUUUCAAACAAUGAAGUCCGCUACAGCCGCAACACUUCUGCUGCUCUGCCUUCUCCUCGCCUCCUCUGUUUUCGAUGUCACAGACGCCGCCGGCUCAGGGAUUUGUGACUCCAAGUGCGGGGCGAGGUGCGCGAAAGCAGGGGUGAUGGACAGGUGCCUCAAAUACUGCGGGAUCUGCUGCGACAAGUGCCAGUGCGUGCCUUCUGGGACUUACGGCAACAAGCACGAGUGCCCUUGUUACAGGGAUUUGAAGAACUCCAAGGGCAAGCCCAAGUGCCCUUAAAUUUUUUUUGUCAUGUGUGAUUAGUUACUCUGUUUUAUGUAAAAAGUAAAAAACUGGUUAUGGCUCAAUAUGAGUAUGUUUUGGGGGACUUUGGGUGUUUGUUUGUUUGUUGAUAUUUUUGGGUUCACUCUUCUUCUUGUGUGUGUUUUGGGUGAUUUGUGUGUUGCUUACUACAUAAGCAUACUUUCCCUGUUUUAUGAAUAUAAGUAAUUAGCUAUAUGGUAAUUUGGGUAUAGAUUAGAUCGAGACAUAAGAUGAAACAUAACGGUGAUGAUGAGAAAGGUGUUUCUCAUGAAGUUCGAAUUCAAACGGAAGUAUAAGAAACGCUCGUUUAGCAGGCAGUUUUGAUAAAGGAAAUUGAGAUUA
This is a messenger RNA of Linum trigynum, 725 nucleotides long. NCBI's taxonomy places the organism in Eukaryota, Viridiplantae, Streptophyta, Magnoliopsida, Malpighiales, Linaceae. The record is from the annotation of a GenBank genome assembly.